Neopelma chrysocephalum (saffron-crested tyrant-manakin) is the source of this 743-nucleotide messenger RNA. RefSeq lists its product as uncharacterized. Bases 20 to 658 code for a protein of 212 amino acids. The transcript has 6 exons. The record is from RefSeq and is a predicted model, not a curated record. NCBI's taxonomy places the organism in Eukaryota, Metazoa, Chordata, Aves, Passeriformes, Pipridae.
GCCCACCCCCAACACCUACAUGGAUGACCCCUUUGGGCAGCCCCCGCCAGCCGAGACCUCCAAGCACCUCUACUCCAACGCAGAGCGGCUGCAGCAGCUGCAGCAGAGUUUGGACCGGGCGGUGCAAGGGCAGCGCAGGAGACCCAUGUCUGCACUGCCCACCUGUGCCAGCAGCAACGCCCUGGGCGGUGCCCGGCCCUCACAGGCAGCACCCCCACCAGCUCCCCGGGGCAGGGCUCCCAGCCCACAGCAGCCAAAGGAGACCCCCAACCUCCGGAGCAGGGAUCUUUCCCGAUCCCAGCACACCCUGACACUGCCUGAGAGGAAAGGGACUCGGGAUGGGCUGGACAUCCUCAUUGGGAAGAGAGCCUUUCCCAAGCUGGAGGAGAAGGUGGGACAGCUGGAGAGGGCCUGCCGUGUGAAGGGGAGGCUGAAAGCCGGCUCCGAGAUGAACCUCCUGGCCAUCGGGAAGUCACUGAAGGGCCACAUCGCUGCCACCGCCAGCUCGGCCGGCUCCGAGGGAUCAUUCCUCAGGCCGCUGCUGAAACGCACCACGUCGGCGAGGAGCGCCCUGAAACCGCCCCCGUCGCCCGUCAUCGUGGAGAAGGGGAACGUGAGGCAGAAGAGGAAGGAGUGGGAGAUGAAGUCUGCGAUGUGACCGCCCGCCUGCAGACGGACCUGCUGGAGCGGGAGCCUCCCGGCUGCGCGUGGAUCGUGCAGGACCGGCCUGGAUUCAACCUGGA